Xiphophorus maculatus (southern platyfish) is the source of this 4468-nucleotide messenger RNA. RefSeq names its product E2F transcription factor 3. Gene Ontology annotation, biological process: regulation of transcription by RNA polymerase II. Gene Ontology annotation, cellular component: RNA polymerase II transcription regulator complex. The transcript is spliced from 8 exons. NCBI's taxonomy places the organism in Eukaryota, Metazoa, Chordata, Actinopteri, Cyprinodontiformes, Poeciliidae. The record is from RefSeq and is a predicted model, not a curated record. Bases 218 to 1558 code for a protein of 446 amino acids. Gene Ontology annotation, molecular function: protein dimerization activity; RNA polymerase II cis-regulatory region sequence-specific DNA binding; DNA-binding transcription factor activity, RNA polymerase II-specific.
GCCAUUUCUAGACGGGAGGAACGAGAGUUGCGCUACUUUUAAAUCCGUUGCAUCUGCCUAAAUGCACGUUCUUAAGGAAAAAUACUUUUUGAAAAUCGAUCAUUCAGACAUUCAUCUUCACGUCCGUGUGAUUAUUUUUGUCUCUGCCGCGACAGAUUAGCAGCCGUACGGGCUUUAAAGUUGAGAGGCAAGAAAGGGGUUACCCCGAAUACGCAAGAUGAGAAGAGGGAUCUCCUCGGCUCCGGACAAAGUGAUUUUAGCAGGGGUUGGGGGCUCCUCUCUGGAUAAUAACAUAAUUUUAACAGCUCUCUCGGAUCGUUUAAACCCUGGUCAAUCUAAUACCACGUAUAUUCAAAUAAUAACCACCCCACCGCCUUGUAACGUUACACAGACAUCAAGUGUGUGCUUAUCCGAACCUCAGGUUAACAGCAUUUAUACAACCCCGCAACCAGCUGCUGCAAACGGAACCGGACAGCGACCCGCUCUGGGAAGACCACCGGCAAAAAGGCGGUUGGCGCUUGACGACUCGGAUCACCAGUACCAGCCAGAACCAGCCAAAAAACCAAGAGGCAGAGGAGGAGGAGGAGCUUCAGCUGCAGCAAAUGGGACACGGCUUAAAACACCCAGAACCCCCAAGUCUCCACCUGAGAAGACGCGAUACGACACUUCGCUGGGACUGCUCACAAAGAAGUUUGUGGAUCUACUUGCUCAGUCUACUGAUGGUGUUUUGGACCUCAACCUUGCUGCUGAAACCUUACAGGUACAGAAAAGGCGGCUGUAUGAUAUCACCAACGUAUUAGAAGGUAUCCAUCUUAUCAAGAAGAAGUCCAAGAAUAACAUUCAGUGGAUGGGCUGCAGUCUGUUGGAGGUAGAGGGGGCUCUGAGCCAAAGGCAAAGCCUCACUGCUGAGGUUUCUGCGCUGGGCGAAGAGGAGCAAAGGCUAGAAAAACUCAUACAGAGAUGCAGCCUUGAUAUAAAACAAAUGAGCGAAUUACCAGGCAACCAGAAAUAUGCUUAUAUAACGUACGAAGACAUCAAGCAGUUGGGGAGCCUGAGAGACCAGACUGUAAUUGUCAUCAAAGCGCCAACAGAUACCAAACUGGAAGUGCCAGACCCUGAUGAGAGUCUGUCCAUCCACCUCAGCAGCACAAAGGGUCCUAUCGAAGUGCUUUUGUGUCCAGAUGAGGAAAAUGAUAUGAGAAGUCCUGUGAAAAAUGGCAGCACUGACAUUAAUGGCAACUCUCCUUUCCUGAAAGUUGUUCAAGAUUCCAACUGCACAACCACUUCCCCCAGCACUUUCCUGUCUCCACCCGCAUCUUCUUCCGCUGUCUCCGUGACAACGCUUUCCCCCAUCUCAUCCCCGUACACCAGUCUCCUCCAGCAGACAGAAGACCAGGUCCCUUCAUCCCAAGGUCCCUUCUUAAACCUUGUGCCUCCCAUCUUGGAAGAUGACUACCUGUUAGGUUUGGAAGAUGACCAGGGGAUCAGUGACUUGUUUGAUGCCUGUGACUUUGAUAAAAUGCCCUCACUUGGGCUGGAUGAUCUCCUGUGUAGCUAGCAUCCGCUAAAAGAAGAUCGAGAUGAAACACAGAGGGCUUUGAUGGUGUAUUUCUUUUUUUAAAUUUUUUUUCCCUCGCAAAUGUUUUUACACAGGUUAUAGAAACAUGUAGGUAAAGGGAAUCGGCUCACUGUACGAUGCAAUGUUUGUCGUUGUACAGAGAAACAAUUUGAAGGAAAGCACUCCACAAACCUUGGCAUUAUUACCCGUCUUGAUUGACUCAGUUGAGUUUUUCUUGGCGGUGUGAUCACACAAGUCCCUAUGCAGGAAAGUGGAACCAUUCAGUUUUUGUUUCUGUGCAUAGUUUUAGGUUUAUUUUUAUAUAUAAUGAACCCUCUCCCCUCUUCCCUGUGUGUUAAUGCCAAGUGCUGUGAGGGGGAAAGUCUAAAGAGGUUUUAACAAUAGAUUUCAUUCUAUUACACCAAUGAUGUGAUUGAAGGCUUAUAUUGUUUCUUUAUAAAUGUGGCACCAUGGUGUGCAAAUGUAGAACAUUUUAGAUGUUAAAAAUGAUAAAAGGCAAGGGUCAGGAGGAGGUUUAGAGUCGCCAGUGUAUGUUUGAGCACCAUUCUCCAAUUUCAAGCUGCAUGUCCGACUGUGUUGAUGCACAAGCGAGUAAUAGGUGCUCUCUGAAUUAAAACAGAAUAACUGGAGUUGGUCGUGUAGUGAUAAAGUGAAAUUAUAACUGUGCAAUGAUGUAUGCAAGACAAAAGUCUUGUCUUUUUGAAGUUGCAGAACCCCCAAAACAAAAAAAAAGGCAAUAACCCUCCCGAAAUUAGGGGUUUAGCUAAAGAAGCACCUAAUGUACCCAAGGGUUUAAACUUAAAAAUCAUCUGCAGUUCAUACUUUUUUGAUACUUUGUAAAUUGCUGAUUCCAACUGCUUCAGCCCUGCUGCUGUCUUGUCACUUACAAUUAUACUGUGUUGAAAAACAUUGAGUUUGAAUCAAGUGCAGCGCAGUGCACUGUGCUUGUUUUUUUUUUUUUUUACUUUUACUUUUUUCUUUUUUGGAAGUUCAAGAAUUUUGUACUUUUAAAGAUUUUAAUACUUCACCAAAUGACUUAAUGAUCCGCCAUGGAACAAAAAAAUCUGAAUGAAACUGCAGUAUGUGAUGGGUUUCCCCAGACACACAAGCAUUUAAUAUAAAUGACAAAUUCUGCUAAAUUCUUAAACCAUGGUUCGGAAUAAAACCUUGCUUAAUAUAGAAGCUGCUUACAUGUUGACCCCCUGGCUUUUAUUGAUCACUGAUGAUCCUCCUGCUGCUAGUGUUGACUCUCCCCACCCCCAUCGCCCCAACUUGACUAAUGUAUAAUUGUGUGUACAGUGUGAACGAGUUGUCAGAUUAAGCCAGCUGUGUGUAAAUUCAUGUACAGUUUUCUAUAUUUUUGUCAAUGCACAAGGUACUGUAGGCUACCUCUCACGCAAUGUUAGACUGUCGUAGUAGAGCAUAGAGGUCAAUGCCAUAAUGUGUGAAAAUAUUUGAAUUCCCCUUUUGUGAUAGAAGUUAUAUAAUUUAGCAGUGGGUUGAAUUUUACAACCUGAAAUGUUAGACUGGAAAUACCCAUGCUCUUAUACCAGUUUAAUAAAGUCAUGUUUUAAUUUUCCUUCAUAGGGUGCACAUUUGAUUGGCAAAAGAUGAUUUAUUGAAAUUUAUUGGUAGAUAAUUUCUAUAAGUUAUUUAGCCUAUAUUAGUUUUUUGCUUGAUGUGAAAUUAGAAAAUCUUAUACACCCCCAAAAGCAGUUUUUACUGACCCAAUGUAGUAUUUCAAUAUAAUUAACCCUUAGCAUAAUGUUUAUCUGUGCUGAUGAACAAGUAAGAUCACAGGGUUCCUAAGUGUUGGAGGGGGUUAAAAAAAUGGAAACCUGGUGUUUCCAAAUCUUAAAAGGAGUGAAAUGCCAUCUACAACAUUGUUGACUUGAAAGCCAACUUGAAUAAUGUUAUAUUUUGAUUUGUUAAAGCUGCACAUAAAACCAACAGUCACAUCUUUUUUGUUCUCAAAUCCCCAAGAAUAUAUAAAAAAAUACAAACGUCUAGAAAUUUAAGUCUUGAAAAUUAUGGAAUUUUAAAAUAGAAGAUGUAUUGGAACUCUGUGAUCAGGUCUCAAAUUUCCAAAUACCAGGGAAACGACAAAAAAAAUGCAUUUUUCACUUUAUUACAGAGUGCCAAAAUUGAUUGAUUCUAAGGUUAACCUGAAAUCUUAAAACAUGUCAAGAAAAUCCAGCUUCAUAAUUGUCUGGAACAUCAAAUAAAUUAGCUGAAUUGACAACAUAGUUUAUUUACAAUUUCCUGGGUAGCAUAUUUGUAUCAAUGUAUUGUUUUAUGUAUUCACAUUUAUGUCCCAGUUUAAUUCUUAAACCUCUAAGUUCAUGUAGAUAAUCUAAUUCUGCAUCCAUUUCAACCAACCAUUUUUAUGUUUGAAACUUUUUGUUUGGAAGAUGCUGUACUUUUGAAUAGUUUUGCUAAGAAAUGUUAAAGAUUUUAAAAGCACCACUAAAGGAUAGUGUUUUGGACUAUAAUCGGUGACUUAGAAUCGCAGCUUGUCAUUUUUCUGUUAUAAGAUUUUGAUGCGUGAUUUAGAUCUUGCAAAAAUAAUUUGGAUUAUUAUAAGAACUGAAUUCCAGACUGAAUUCAUGUCUGGCUGUUCUAUGACUAUUAAGCUGUUACCAAAUUCAUACUUGCCAUAAAUGUUCUUCAAAGAUUAUGUGGAAAAGAAAUUGAUAGGAAAAAACCCAACUGUAACAAUGAUAUCAUUGCUUGGUUUCAUUAAUCAGAAAGAAAAGAGUAAAUUGCAGGUAUUUUGCAGUUUGAAUGCAUGGGUGGCAGUGCUGUUGAAUGUUAAGUAAACUAAUUGGAUGUUUUUGAUGUGUGUCAUUGAGUUCUGAAUUGUUCCUCAAAAGUGAGGAAUUUUGAAUU